UCGAGACGCGCCAUUCGCGGUCAGUGACUACACAGAGUUCAACUGCGACAGACUGAUUUAAAUGCAGCCAAAAUUCUGUUCUUAUCGCAAUUUUAUGAACCAUCAAGCUUUAGCACCUGGCGACAGAUCUCUAAGCUAGUCUAAAUCUAAAUCUAAAUCUCUCACUUGUUUACAUUGUUAAAAAAUAAAUGUGAUGUGAAAUACAUACAUAGACUUCGGAGGCCUUUAUCUUGAUGAUAAAUACAAUGAAAAUGAAAUCUGAACUCUGCUUUCAUUCUACAAUUCAUAACAAGUGCUAGUGUGGUCGUAAAAAUAUAAAGAAAGAAUUUAUAUAUUUUGAUUGAUUGCUUAUUACAAUGUGCUAACACUUCGACUCCUUUCCACAAUUAUGUUUUGCGGGAAUGUUCAAAUAAAACAUUUAAAUUAUUCUAUAAUUUCAUUUAACGACCUACAGCAAGCCGAGGACUGGUCUGUAAUAAAAUUGCACAACAUAUGACGAAAGACCGCAGCUGUCAAACAUAAUCUACACAAAUUAUUUUUGAUCGCGGUCUGGCAGGAAUUACCGAGCGCACUAAUUGGUUUUAAAAAUUAAGCGAAAUUCAACGCAGGCAAUUAGACAAUUCGCAGAUGCAGCGGCGAAGAUGAGUCGGAAUCUUUUCGAGGCUCGGCUCUUCUCAAUUCCCGGAUAGAAUCGUGAAUCGUGAGUGGAUGCAAGUGGAGGGUUGAGCAAAAUGCUGGAAGUGGACAAGAUUCUGGAGAAAUGCGGCGACUUCGGCCGUCUCCAGCUGCUGAUGCUGCUGCUCUUCUGUCUGAUCAAUGUUCUCUCGGCCCUGCACUAUUACUCCCAGACCAUCAUAAGUUUCGUCCCCAAAUACUGGUGUGCAGAUGGUUUGCCCGCCAACAUUGAGCCGCCGGCUGAGUCAAGUUGCCUGCCCUCAAACAGGAAUAUUACUAGCCCGAAUACCUGCUACAGCUAUGACUACGAGCUCUACAUGGGCUACCAGAGCUUUCCCAGCGAGAUGGACUGGGUGUGCGCCGAUGCCUGGAAGCUCACCCUCGGUCAGUCCAUGUUCUUUGUGGGUUCUGUGGUGGGCUCCAUGCUCCUGGGCUUUCUGGCCGACGUGGUCGGUCGUCUGCCCAUCCUGAUCGUGGCCAACCUGAUUGCCAUGACCGGCAAUCUGCUGACCAUUUGGAGCAGCAAUGUAACGCUCUUCUGUAUUUUUCGCAUGAUUUCGGGCAUUGCCACGGACAGCAACUUUGUGAUGAUGUAUAUUUUGGUUAUGGAGUACAUGCGUCCAUCAGUGCGCACCCUUGGUCUGAGCAUCUGCAUUGGAUUCUUCUACUGUCUGGGCUCGAUGGCGGCGCCCUGGAUUGCCGUGCUCAUGCAGAGCUGGCGGGGAUUCCUGCUGGCCACCUCGCUGCCCCUGCUGGUGGUGCCACUUUUCUACCUAUUCGUGCCGGAAAGCAUUCAGUGGCUGAUUGCCAAGCAAAAGUACGAUCGGGCCGUGGUCUGCCUGAAGCGGGUGGCCAGGAUCAAUGGACGGCAUGUGGAGGAGAGCGCCUUCGAGGAGUUCGUGGAGGAGUGCAAGUUCAGCCAGCAGAACCAGAAGACCUCGCCCCACCUGCUGCACCUGUUCAAGACUCCCCGCCUGCGCCGCCACACCCUGAUCCUCUUCUUCAAGUCCAUGGUCAUCACCCUCUGCUACGAUGCGGUAUCACGAAACGUUCAGGGCCUUGGCAUUUCGCCAUUUGUGAUGUUCUCGCUGAGCGCCACCGCGAUUCUGCCGGCCUGCCUGCUGAUCAUCGCCCUCCAAGAUCGCAUCGGACGCAAGGCGAUGGCGUCCGCCUCUCUGCUGCUGAGUGGCAUUUUCAUCUCGGUCACCGGGGGCAUCAUCUUCGCCGCCUCUGCAUCGGAUAAAACCACCACAUUGCUGGUAAGCCUCUCGGUGGUGGGCCGCUUCGGGGUGACCGUGGCCUACAACUCGGGGGCGCAGUAUGCCACCGAGCUGAUCCCCACCUGCGUGCGCGGCCAAGGAGUGGCGGCGGUUCAUGUGGCCGGCUAUGCCUUUACCUUCUUCAGCGCCUACAUCCUGUUCACGCGGAGCAUCUUCUCGCCGCUGCCCGAGAUUAUCCUGGGCGUGCUGUCCUUGCUGGGGGCGUGCCUCUGCCUGCUGCUGCCGGAAACCCUUCAUCGCACGUUGCCCACUUCGCUGGAGGACGGCGAGAAUUUCGGGAAGAACGAUCGGUGGUACACCUUCAGCUUUCUGGAGAAACGCACUCAAUCUGCGGCCACGCUGGCCACCCAAAACGUGAAGAUGUACUCGCAAUCGACGGAAUCGGCCGUCUACUUUUGAGUAAAUACGUGGAAUAUUUUUGUAGAUAAUGGAAGUCAGUUGGAUACUAUCACUGCACUCUUUGUUUCUCUGUAGACUCCACCAAAUGAUAAGUGUAUAUAAUAUAAGGUACGGUAUCAAUUACGAGUAUAUUUGUAGAAAUACUUUACCGUUUUUGAUGUACAAACGAAAAAUGAACAAGUAUAAAAAAGCUUAUAUUUUUUUAAAAUUCUAAGUCAGCAUUACUUAAUCGUGACUUGCAACUGAUAAAUUUUAGCCAUAUUUUGAGUUCCUUAAAAGGAAACAUAUAAUGGGACGCAGUUAUAUAUUUUAUAGGAUCCUUUUAGGCAUUAAAAUGUUCAAAAUACAAUUGAAUACUCUCA
Drosophila rhopaloa is the source of this 2716-nucleotide messenger RNA. Its product is annotated as organic cation transporter protein. Gene Ontology annotation, biological process: transmembrane transport. The record is from RefSeq and is a predicted model, not a curated record. Bases 732 to 2354 code for a protein of 540 amino acids. Gene Ontology annotation, cellular component: membrane. Lineage: Eukaryota; Metazoa; Arthropoda; Insecta; Diptera; Drosophilidae. The transcript has 5 exons. Gene Ontology annotation, molecular function: transmembrane transporter activity.